GUCCUCAUAUGGGUUUGGUUGCAGCUAGUUAGGGUUUAGGGUUAUAAUUUCAUUUGAGACAAAAGUUUGAGCGCGUAUUUACCUAUUGCCCAUCAAAAUUUAUCGCAACGUAACCAUAACUUCACUUCCAAACUCACCGCCGCCGCUUGACUUCUCAAUCGCCUCCUUUAGUUGCAGAGUUCGUAAGGAAUAAGCGAGAGAUGAGUAAGAAAAAGAAUCCUUUUGUGUUCUUUGAUGUAUCAAUUGAUGGAGCUCCUGUUGAAAGAUUUGUGAUCGAGCUUUUUGCAGAUGUUGCUCCUAAGACUGCAGAGAAUUUUCGGGCACUUUGUACAGGUGAGAAGGGCAUUGGACAAACAACUGGAAAACCUCUUCAUUACAAAGGAACUCUUUUCCACCGAAUUAUCAGAGGUUUUAUGGCCCAAGGUGGUGACUUUUCAAAGGGAAAUGGCACUGGAGGAGAAAGUAUUUAUGGAGGGAAGUUUUCAGAUGAGAAUUUCAUACUGAAGCAUGAUGGACCAGGUCUUCUCUCUAUGGCAAAUAGUGGUCCAGACACAAAUGGUUCUCAAUUCUUCCUAACUUUUAAGCGCCAGCCCCAUCUUGAUGGGAAACAUGUUGUCUUUGGAAAGGUCAUAAAGGGAAUAGAGGUGGUGAAAAAAGUUGAACAUGCUGGAACAGCUGAUGGAAAACCUGUCCACGCUGUGAAAAUAGUAGAUUGUGGCGAAAGUGUUACUCAGGAUGCUGUUGGAAAGGAUGCAGGAAAGAAAAAGAAAGCAGGGAGGAUUCCUACAUCUGAUGAUAGUUCUGAUGGAAAAGUUAGAAGAAGACGAAAAAAGCCCCUAAAGGAUAAAAGAAAGAAAAGAAAAAAGAGAUACUCUUCAUCUGACUCACAAAGCUCUGAUUCUGACUCAUCUUCAUCGGAGGAUUCUGAUACUGCUUCCUCCUCAGAUUCAGAUUCAUACUUGGACUCCUCACUGUCUGAUUCAGGUUCAUCAAGUGAUGAAAGGCGUAGGAAGAGAAGGCUGGUAAAAAGAGAGAAACGCCCACGAGGGAAGAAGCAGAGGCAUGGGAGAAGGGAUAGGAAGAGAGUCCGGCCGAAUAAGCGGUCAAGACGCAGAUCUAAACGGAAUUCCGAGAGCAGCAGCGAUGCAGAAAGUACUGGUAGUAGCUCUGAUGAUAAAGACAUUGAUCAUCGCAGUUCUGCCAAAAAAUACAAUAACUCAACAAUUGCUAGGAAAAAUUCCCCAUCCAGUCUCUUAGUGAAAGAGGCUAUCACAGAAAAGGAUCACAAGCCAAAGAAAACUGAGAUGAACUCAUCAAAUGAAGAAGGUGAAUUGUCUCCAGAGAAUGCUGAGCACGUAAUCAAUGGGCACAUCAGGGAUUCUAAUUUGGAUACGAUCACUAUUCCACGAUUUAAUUCGGACCAUUCAAAUAAAUCAAGGAGUGUUACUCCAAGCCCGAAAAGAAGGCCAAACAACAGCCGCCGCAGUGAAAGCACGAGUCCUGAAAAAGCUCCUCAAAAUACACGAUUUGGAAGUGAUGGUCGGAAGCCUGCUCAUGAUUCUGGUGAGCGGAGACAGGGAAGGUCUUCGAAGAGUCCGUUGGGUAAUUUAUCCCACAGGGCCCCUGAACCUUCCAAUUCUAACCAUGGCCAGCAGGUCUCCCGAAGCCCAUCUCCAAAUGGAAAUCCUAAACGGGUUAGAAAAGGGCGUGGUUUCACUGAUCGUUAUUCCUUUGCACGUCGAUACCGUACCCCUUCUCCUGAAAAAUCUUCUUGGAGGUCCAAUAAUUACAGUGGAAGAGUUACCAAUGACAGGAACCGUGACAGGUAUUCAAACAAUAGAAGCUAUAAUGAGCGAUCACCUCAAAGGCGCUAUAGAAGCCCACCAAGAGACAGGAGUCCUUCCAGAUACAGAAAUCGCAGAAGCCGAAGUCGAAGCAUUUCUCACAGUCCAGACGGUUAUCGUGGCCGCCGUAGGGAUGAACGCCGAAGUCAGAGUCGAAUUCGCAGUCCUAGUCCUAGAGAUAGGCGACCAGUCAUAAGUGAAGGUCUAAAAUCUCGCUUAGGUCCCCGAAUGAAAACUCAGCGCUCCCGGGACAGAGGAAGAUCAACGCCUAGUAGCAAGGAAUCGCCGCCUUCUAAGUCUAGAUCAAGCUCACCCUCUGAACAAGGGGGUUUGGUUUGUUGGAGUCCUGUUUCCGGAGAAAAGUAAUCAAUAAUAAAGUAGCUUAAGAAUUAUUGUUUAUCAUCGAUGUUUAAUUGGAAAUAGAGGGUAUUGUUAGCAAGCCUUUUUAUUUGAUAUGAUUAUGAAUCACAUUGAAGUGUAAGUUAAACAUGGCCUUAUGUGUUGAUUCCAUCGUGCAUUUGUGCAUCAGUUAGCAUACUAUAGACCGAUGUGGAUUGUGCAUUGUCUGGAUGAAGAAGAUGAAUUGGUAACUGCAGACCUGCCAGGUUCUUUUUGACA
Mercurialis annua (annual mercury) is the source of this 2462-nucleotide messenger RNA. RefSeq names its product peptidyl-prolyl cis-trans isomerase CYP63. The transcript is spliced from 14 exons. Gene Ontology annotation, biological process: protein peptidyl-prolyl isomerization; protein folding. Gene Ontology annotation, molecular function: peptidyl-prolyl cis-trans isomerase activity. Bases 201 to 2210 code for a protein of 669 amino acids. Lineage: Eukaryota; Viridiplantae; Streptophyta; Magnoliopsida; Malpighiales; Euphorbiaceae. The record is from RefSeq and is a predicted model, not a curated record.